Messenger RNA from Cheilinus undulatus (humphead wrasse), 1758 nucleotides. RefSeq names its product abhydrolase domain containing 18 (gene abhd18). NCBI's taxonomy places the organism in Eukaryota, Metazoa, Chordata, Actinopteri, Labriformes, Labridae. The record is from RefSeq and is a predicted model, not a curated record. The transcript has 14 exons. The coding region runs from base 145 to 1482 and encodes 445 amino acids.
CAACUUCCACCAACGAAGAAGAACACAGUGAUGUACAGUUCAGUCAUUCGCCCUCUGAGGAGGACAGUUAGCUGUUAGCAUUUAGCUGUUAGCCAGCAGGGUGAAGAAGUCCACAAGGAGACCAGACUGAGAUGGUGUUGGUCCAUGGGUGUGAGCAGAUUGGAUAUAUUCUACAGACGGCUGCUCCUCACCAAACUCUUCAUUGGGGGAUGGGGCAAGCCUGAGGACUUAAAAAGAAUCUUUGAGUUUCGUAAGAUCAUCGGAGACAGAGAGAAGUGUCAGUUUCUGGUUCCUGAGGAUUAUCCCGUUUAUAUCAACAAGACAGAGGAGCACUCAGACUGUCUGAUCCACGAUGGCUUCCUGAUCUCCCCUCUUGAACACCUGGUUCCUGGAAUCCUCCCACCUGAGUCUGUCAAAGCCAGGUUCCAGUUCAUUGUUCCAAAGAGAUGGAAGAACAACAGACCUGUGUGUAUACAACUGGCCGGGACCGGCGACCAUUAUUUCUGGCGUCGGAGGACUCUGAUGGCUCGUCCGAUGGUUAAAGAAGCAGCCAUGGCGUCUCUGCUCUUAGAGAAUCCCUACUAUGGAUACCGUAAACCCAAAGACCAGCUGAGGUCCUGUUUGAAGAAUGUCUCAGAUCUGUUUGUGAUGGGCGGUGCUCUGAUCCUGGAGUCCACUGUGCUGCUGCGAUGGCUGCAGAGAGAAGGUUACUGGCCCCUGGGCAUGACUGGCAUCUCAAUGGGAGGCUACAUGGCGUCCUUGGCGGUGACGAACUGGCCAAAGCCAAUCCCACUGGUUCCCUGUCUGUCCUGGUCCACAGCCUCUAGCGUCUUCACCACGGGCGUGCUCAGCAGAGCAGUGAACUGGUCCGAGCUGGAGAAACAGUAUGCUGUUAACUCGGUGUAUGAAGAGGAGAUCAUUAACCUGCUCGAGUACUGCGGGGCGGACUCUUUUAAGACAUGUCAAGACUUGAUAAAGAAUCACGGAUCCCUGGAUGAUCUGCUCACUCUGUCUGAGGACAGGUCUUCAUCAGGACAGAAAUCAGGACGGGGGUUUAUGAUUGGUGGAGACCAUGUGGACCAUUUGUUAUCUUCAGUCAGCAGCAGCGGGACCACACAUGACACCGUACGGAGAAGUUUGAACUCCAGCAUGCUGCAAGGGAGGAAGACGGCUUCAGACUCUCGGCCAUCUUUGCACAAAGAGUCCAUCAGCUUCAUGAAAGGAGUGAUGGAUGAGUGUACCCACAUGGCCAACUUCUCUGUACCUGUGGACACGUCCCUGAUCAUCGUGGUUCAGGCCAAAGAAGAUGCUUACAUCCCUCGGACCGGCGUCCUUAGCCUGCAGGAGAUCUGGCCGCAGUGCGAGGUCAGAUACCUGAACGGAGGGCACAUCAGCGCCUACCUGUUCAAGCAGAACGUCUUCAGACAGGCCAUAUACGACGCUUUCAACAGAUUCUGUGUCAAAUAUCCAAACCUGCACUAAACUUUGACCUGAGUAGUGACCUGAUCCUGAUCCUAAUCCUGAACCUACAUUUCAACAUCCACCUGGACCUGGGCCUGAUUCUGAUCCUGGACCUUGAGCUGAAUGGUGGUCAUGACAAGUAGACAGUUGAGAUCUUAAAGUCUGUAAAUGAUCAGUAUGACUUCUAUAAAGGGACAGCGUGUGAGUGUGUUUUUUGUUAGCGUCAUUGUUGGCCUGGUCAUGUGAUCAGUACUUAAAGUUUGCUAUGAAAUAAAUCCAGAUGCUGUUGUGUUCAAC